Prorocentrum cordatum is the source of this 924-nucleotide messenger RNA. NCBI's taxonomy places the organism in Eukaryota, Dinophyceae, Prorocentrales, Prorocentraceae. The record is from the annotation of a GenBank genome assembly.
GUAUACCCGAGUGCCGUGCUCGGCGACGGGCGGGCGGCGCUGACGCCAGACGCCUUCGAGGCAUCGAAGCGCAAAUCAGGGGUUCCCGACGACGAGUCCUACGUCAAGCGCAUCUUCGAGAAGCACAGCGGCGAGGCGCGGCACUGGGGGGGGCGCGGGUGGAGGGAUGUGCCUUCUGAAUUCGUGGACCAUCUCUGCCGCGUCAGGUUCUGGCAUCGCCAGUGCGCCACGAGCGAAAAGGCGCGUGAUUACCUGGCCUGGAAGAACGCUGGCAGGGAUACGGGCUUCCUGCCUCUGGCGGAGAUGAAGUGGAUCCUGGGCGUGGAUGGUGGCGAGGCCGAGCUUCUGAAGCGCGUCGAAGACGACUCUGCCUCUGGCGAGACGCGGUGCAUCAGGACAGGACAAUUCGUGACGCUAGCGGAGAUGUUCAGCUACGGGCGCCGCCUUUGCUCGUGCCACUUCCCGCGCACGCUGCACCUCCGGCAACCGAUGCUCGCGACGAGGACGGGGCACAGCGAGUCGCAGACGGCGGGGGCUACUCCCAAGAAGAAUGAUCGGCGCCUGCGCUAUCAGGAGACAGGGCGCCGGGGCCUGCCCCGGCGGCGAAGCGCGUCGCUGCUUUCGCGGCUGCCCGUCGGUCGCGCUUUCGCACGCGAGCGCGCUUGCCUGCGCGCGGGCAAGGGCGGCGGUGAAUUCGAUCCGCUGCGGGUUUCCCGCGACAAGUUGCGGUGGCGCGACGAGCGCGCGUUCGAGACGUUCAACAAGCUUUUGGCGCCUGCGGGGCUGGAGGAUUUCCUCGACAGACACUCCGACGAAUUCGCCUGGCGCGAGAAGGCCGACAACAAAGGCAUGCUCAUCACAUGGGCGAACUGGGCGCGGCAGGGAGAGCGCGUCCCGCCAUGGGCGCGCCCCGCCAUGGGCGAA